AUGGAGCCAGAUAUUUCUGACCCAGUUGACUGGUCAGUGAAUGAGGUUGUGAGCUUUCUUUGUGGCCCAAGACCUGCACCAUGGGCGCAAUCAUCAAGUGCCCCACGACCCGAUCCAACUACUCUUGAAGCUGCUCUUCGCGAUAAUGAAAUAUGCGGAGAAGUGCUUAUGCAUGUUGAUAACGAUGGUCUGAAGGAGAUUGGCGUGAAAGCAUAUGGCCAUCGUAUCAUGCUGAUGAAAGCAAUUCAAUGGCUGCAGGAAAAGUCGUUCAAGUAUAGCUCAACUCGUAGGAUCACUUCCAAUGAGCUAGUUAUGUCGAGACCUUCUUCUCCAUACCCACAUGAUGCUACCCCCGUUUCUGCUGUGAUGAACCCCAACCCUGCAAGCGUGACCUCCCAAGGAGGUCCUGCUAUCCAAGCAGUCUCGAAACCAAAACGGAGGAUUGCGCCGAUACUUGUGCAAGACCAAACCUCUCAAGCCUUGGCAAGUCAAAAGCCAACAGAUGGCGCCUUGACCCCAUCACAAGCAGCUUUUCCACCCCAGCAGGAGAUCUGUACGAAUAUUGCAAACAUACAAUCAAACCAGAUCUCUAUUGGUGGCUUAGCCGGAAACAAUCAUGAGGGUCUGUCACGGACUGAAAAAGAGGAGAAUUUUCUCUCCUACUUGCAGGAGAAAUACGCGAAAGAUGAUGACGACAUACUUCCUAAAUACGGAGACUCGAAUUCAGAAGCGGAGUUUGACCAGGACACUUGGAAAGAGAUACUUGAAGAAAAUCCGGAUCUCAUAGCGGCCCCCGGACUUCCUCGAGAAAAGUGUGAGGCCAUUUUGGCGCAGUAUAUCGCGGAACAAGAAGAAUUGUGGGUUAAAGAAGAGCUUCCAAAGUUGCUGCCAGAAGCAGAACCAAUGUGGCAUUACUUUCGAGAUUGCGGCAAGCUUCAAGAAAAGAAACUCAGCCUUUCCAGCCGCAUUGAGCAUCUUGAGAGCCGCCUGAGAAGCGUUAAACAGGCAAUCAUGGAUGUGUCCUACAGGUCAACGUCGACUUUACGACGGGCAUGUCGAGCCAUAGAUUUGACGAUCUGGGAUAAAUGUUCCGAAAAUUGGUGGUUGAAUACCCUUGACCUGGAUAUUUGCCCUCCACCUGCCCCACGCCCAACAAAGAUUUCCAAACCUCGCAAGGAACGUGAUGUGGAGUCGGUAUCAGCAAAAGAGGGAGAAGAUAACACACUUACUUCUGAUGCGGAAUCACAUUCUGGAGAGUCAAUCGAGGAAAAAGUCGAUCUUGAACAAUCCACCGAUGAAGACGAACUGGACUUGGAAAGCCCUUUGUCUGUUAAAGUGGAUGAUUUAGACACUGGAGUUCCGUCAAAGACACCUCGCGCCCAAGGGAUGCCUCUCAGCUUAGAAUCUUCUCCCUCUUCUGAUGACAGCCCGCCUAAACCCCCUAGUAAGCGACGCCGUGUUCAAGACAUGCCCAGAACGUGGAAGGGCAAUGACAGACUGGAUACUCGUGGUUCUUUUUAUGAAGAUGACGACGAAGACAUUGAGUUAGUUGAUCUAACCAACGUUGCCGAUCAAACCGAUCAUUCCAUAGACAGCAUAAUCAAGACUCCUUCCCUCAAUCCAACUUCGUCGCGACAGGAUCUUGCCACACAGAGUGUAAUCAAGACUCUCCCUCUCAACCCAAAUGAUCUUGAUAUUGCUGAAUUGGAUGACAAGCAUCUGCUCCAGAGCCAAGAUGACCCCAACUUCUCGAGGCCACGGCCUCCCAAUGUUGGCACUGCCCUGCCCUUGAAGACUUCCAGUGGGGACUCCUUCCCUGUGUCGUUUGACGACGAAAGCGACCCAACCCAACUACUUCCACCAUCGACUCCGCUACCAGACGACAAGAUAUCAGUUGAUACUGAUGAUGCCUAUCUUUUUGAAAUGGUCAAGGGAAUGAGCAUGUCAUCCAUCGAGGCCAAAAAGGAUCGUAUUCAAUUGUUGGCAAAGAUUGUCAUGCAAUUGACAUCAGCCGAAUACCAAGGAUUUCCGGCCUAUUUGGACACGUGGUUACGCUCACUCUAUCGAGAGAAAAUACAGGAAGCUAUCAGAACGAUGAUGGACAACGAACGAAAUAUUCCUGGAGUCGAUCAUGAUGAGAGUAAGCUUUCGAUGCGCCUUAGCGCUUUGUUUGUGUCCUGGUACCACUGUAUCAGCGUCAAUUCAGAUGGACUCGAGCCAAUGCGACUCGAGCAGGCGCUCAGUGUGAUCGAGGAUGAAGAUGACAAGGGAUCAUUGCAAGUCUUUCUUGACAAGUUUGAAUCACUUAUCAAUACAUACAACCGUUUGCAUCCCGAGAAGUCGCGAAAUAAGUCAUCAAGCACCUCGAUGGUGAAUACUACGAGCCCACCCACGGAGCAGCAUUCUAAACAGAAUCUGAAAAGUAAAAAGCCCUAUGUGCCGAACGCACCCAUCGGUGUGCAAAAGCGUGCACAGGAACGAAAGGAAACGCAGGACCGAGCUAGAGAGGCUUUCAGGCAAGAGAGAGAAAACAAAGGCUUGGGCAACAGUGAUCCGGCUGGACAUGCGGUCACCUUCAAGGACCCUGUUGUCUAUCUCAAUCCGGCGCUUGGUGAAUUCAUCAAACCACACCAACUGAAUGGAAUUCAAUUCAUGUGGCGAGAACUCUGUGACAGCGAAAAACCACAAGGAUGCUUGCUUGCACAUAUUAUGGGACUAGGCAAGACCCUGCAGGUAAUAUCUCUUUUAGUGACGAUUGCCGAAGCCGCUGCUUCAGAAACCCCCGAAAUUAGAGCUCAAGUUCCCGAAAGAUUCCACCGAUCUCAGACUCUAAUUCUUUGCCCAUCAUUCCUGGUUCCAAACUGGAUAAAAGAAUUUCAUUGCUGGGUGCCACAACAUCAUCACCUUGGAAAUAUUUUUCAGAUCGCGGCCAGUACCAGCCCACAAGAUCGCGAGGAAAGAACGGCGGAGAGAAUGGCCACCAUUCAAACUUGGGAAGAGAAGGGAGGCAUCAUUAUCAUGAGUUACGAAAUGUUUCGCUCGUUCAUCAAAAAUGAUAAGAACCGCCUUAGUGAUGAGCAGCAUAAGACUGUCCAAGAUGCUCUGUUAUGCAAGCCUAAUAUCGUUGUUGCUGAUGAAGCGCACAAGUUGAAGUCAGAAAAAUCCUCCAUCAGCCAAGCGAGUUCUCGUUUCACAACUAUGAGUCGAAUCGCCAUGACGGGAUCGCCUCUUGCAAACAAUCUAUCCGAAUAUUACCAAAUGAUUGAAUGGGUCGCACCGGGGUAUUUGGAGUCAAUGCAGGUCUUCAAGGAAAAGUACAUGGAACCUAUCCAGGAAGGUCUGUAUAUCGAUAGCACUCAGGCACAGCGGAGAGCAAGCCUUGUCGCGCUGCAAGUGCUCAAUGGAAUCUUAGAGCCCAAAAUUCAGCGUGCAGAUCAUUCACUGAUUGCAGCCGAUUUGCCCUCCAAAACAGAGCUUGUUGUACGCAUCACUCUCUCGGAAACACAACGAGUCGCAUACAAUAUUUUCAUUGACGAAAUCAAUAAGACGGGCAAUUUUUCCAGAAUUUGGCAAUGGCUGGCCAUCAUGCAGCUCUGCUGCAACCAUCCAAAACCAUUUCUGGAGAAACUUCAAGAUCGAUCGAAUUUGAAGCAGACAGAAUCGCCCGACCCAUCCAUCUUAGAUGGUGACGCUCAUCUCCCCUCCAACCUGCUUUCAAGAAUCGAGGCACUGUUUGAAAGGGUCACCGAUAUCUUGGACCCCUGCUUGUCUAACCGAGCUUUGCUGCUCGACAAGAUUCUGGACAUGUCAAACAGAAUUGGCGACAAGGUCCUGGUUUUCUCUCAGAGUAUCCCAACACUAAACUACCUCGACAGCUUAUUCAAACGAGGGGGCCGAAACUACAAGCGUAUCGACGGAAAGGUUAUGCCCCAACAACGCCAAGAUAUUGUGAAUUUAUUCAAUGAUGCCGACAAUGUAGAUAUUUUGCUCAUUUCUACUCGGGCUGGUGGACUAGGCUUGAACAUUCAUGGAGCAAACCGUGUAGUCAUCUUCGACUUUUUGUUCAAUCCAGCCUGGGAGGACCAAGCUAUCGGGCGUGCAUAUCGCAUUGGCCAGACCAAACCCGUCUAUGUCUACCGCUUUAUUGCAUCAGGAACCUUCGAGGAAAUCAUUUUCAAUAAGACUGUUUUCAAGUCGCAGCUCACAGUCCGCGUGGUUGACAAGAAAAACACGGUCCGUGAGGGCUUCAAGCAGGAGUCUAAAGACUAUCUGUUUCCUGUCAAACAUGCAGUGAAGAAACCAUUGGAUCAUCUUUUCGGCAAGGACCCUGGUGUGCUUGACAAGAUCAUUGCUGACGGCGGUUUCGCUGACACCAUUCUGGAUGUGACCCUUUCCAAAGCCCAAGACGAUGAGAAUGACAAAUUGUCGACAGAGGAACGCAAACGUGUUCAAGAUGAGUUGAGUCUAGAACAGCUCAAACGCAGCGAUCUAGAGGCAUGGGAGAAGGAAGUACUCAAGCGUACCAUAGCCCGGCAAGCUGCAGACGAAGCAGCUCGGCAUCGGUUACGGAUCUACCAGCAAAAGGACCAGCAGAACCGAUUUCCUUCAAAACCAACCGUACCUCGGACUAAUCGCCAGCAACCUCCCCAGCAGCAUGUUCCAUUGAAUUCUGUCGGGCCUCAGGACGACUGUGAAAAAUCAUACUGGCCAAUUCCCCAACAGCCGCCGAAUCCGUUGAAUUCUUUCCCACGUCAGGAUAACCGCCAAAAACAACCCGAUGGAGAGGAUAUGACACAGGAAAGCUUAGCGAAUAUCCACAGACCACAGGUUUCCGGCCCGUCAAACCGGCCCUCUAUGCCAGGAAAUCCAUCUGAAUCUACGACACACAAACCACCAACUACUGCCGCGCAUGUCGGAUACUCGAUGCUAUCGACUUCUGGACCACAGAUGGGUGUAUCACCACUCCCAGGUGCUUUAUUCCCUUCCGCGGCGCCCCCAAGUUCUACUCAAAGUUCAACCUAUUCGCGACCGCGACCGAUACCAUGGACGGGGCCAGUACCUUCACGCGGCGAGCAAAGCUUUCCCAUGUAUGAUGCCCCUUCCCCUUCCACCAGAGCCGACUCCUUUUCUCCUCACCAAUACGCUCUACCUCGACCAUCUAUUUUCUCCGGUCCAUCGAGGGCCAAAUCAGCGGAGGGUAAUAUCGAAGCUGUGGCCUCUGUGCCACUUGAGUCUUCCGUACUCAAAGAUGACCAGCCUCCCACCCAGACCGAGCCAGGAAAUUAA
Molecule: messenger RNA, 5286 nt
Organism: Penicillium odoratum
Lineage: Eukaryota; Fungi; Ascomycota; Eurotiomycetes; Eurotiales; Aspergillaceae
Product: putative SNF2 family helicase/ATPase
Exons: 2
Coding region: 1-5286 (1761 amino acids)
Cellular component (GO): nucleus
Molecular function (GO): ATP binding; ATP hydrolysis activity; protein binding
Source: RefSeq, a predicted model, not a curated record